Molecule: messenger RNA, 3100 nt
Organism: Oryzias latipes (Japanese medaka)
Lineage: Eukaryota; Metazoa; Chordata; Actinopteri; Beloniformes; Adrianichthyidae
Source: RefSeq, a predicted model, not a curated record
CCCUCCCCCUGGUCCUCUUCUGCAGUGUGCGCACGUGCCGGAGUCCCCUUGAUUGUCAGGUUCCGGUCUCCCCCCUUAACCCCCCGGACCCGCAGGUAGACGCGCACCCCCUGAUAUCGGAGCAGUGAGCGGCCUCCUCCUCCUCCGUCUGCUCCUCCUCCUCCUUCUUCUCCUCUUCCCGGUGCCUGCCAAAAGUGAAAAGUAUGUAUCCAGCUGGAGGGAUUUCUGCUGCCAUUUACAACGACAGGCUUCGCUCUGAGGGGAUGGGCUCCAAGGACCACGCCGUGCUCUUCGCCAACCAGGACUUCGAGUCCUUGAAGCGGGACUGUUUGGAGUCGGGGUGCCUGUUCGAAGACCCCUGCUUCCCUGCAGAACCUCCGUCUUUGGGCUUCAAAGAGCUCGCACCCCAUUCCUCUAAGACCAGGGGUGUGGAAUGGAUCAGACCCACGGAGCUGACGAGUGAGCCCCAGUUCAUCGUGGGAGGAGCCACCCGAACGGACAUCUGCCAGGGAGCGCUCGGUGACUGCUGGCUUUUAGCGGCCAUCGCCUCCCUGACCCUGAAUGAGAGGCUCCUUCACCGCGUUGUUCCACACGGCCAAUCCUUCCAGGAGGACUACGCUGGAAUCUUCCACUUUCAGUUCUGGCAGUUUGGCGAAUGGGUGGAUGUUGUGAUUGACGAUCGAUUGCCGGUGAAAGACGGAGAGCUGAUGUUUGUGCAUUCAGCUGAGGGCAACGAGUUCUGGAGCGCCCUCAUGGAGAAAGCGUACGCCAAGCUGAAUGGUUCCUACGAGGCUCUGUCCGGAGGAAGCACCACCGAGGGCUUCGAGGACUUCACAGGCGGAGUGUCUGAGAUGUACGAGCUGCGGAAAGCUCCCAGAGAUCUGCACAGGAUCAUCUCCAAAGCUCUGGAGAGAGGCUCCCUCCUGGGAUGCUCUAUUGAUAUCACGAGUGCCUUUGACAUGGAGGCCGUUACAUUCAAGAAGCUGGUGAAGGGACACGCCUACUCAGUGACUGGACUGAAGGAGGUCGAUUACCGCGGCAACAUGGUGCGCCUCAUCAGGAUACGUAACCCCUGGGGUCAGGUGGAGUGGACCGGAGCCUGGAGCGACAACUCCCAUGAGUGGAAUGAUGUCGACCCGUCUGACCGAGAAGACUUACACCUGAAAAUGGAAGAUGGCGAGUUUUGGAUGUCCUUCAGUGAUUUUCUGAGGCAGUUUUCCCGUCUGGAGAUCUGCAACCUGACUCCAGACGCCCUGAGUGAAGAUGCCCUCAGCCACUGGAACACCAUGAAGUUCUACGGCACGUGGAGACGGGGCAGCACCGCCGGGGGCUGCAGGAACCACCCCAACACCUUUUGGAUCAACCCGCAGUAUAAAAUCACGCUGCUGGAGGAAGAUGAUGACCCAGAGGACGACGAGGUGGCGUGCAGCUUUUUAGUCGCCCUCAUGCAGAAGGACCGCCGCAGGUAUCGGCGCCACGGUCAGGACAUGCACACCAUCGGGUUUGCCCUCUAUGAGAUUCCAGAGGAGUACAGGGGCUGUCACAAUGUCCAUUUGAAGAAAAACUUCUUCCUGAGUCACUCCUCAUGCGCUCGCUCAGAGACCUUCAUCAACCUGCGGGAGGUAAGCGCUCGGCUGCGUCUACCUCCUGGAGAGUACCUCGUUGUCCCCUCCACCUUUGAGCCCAGCAAAGAGGCUGACUUUGUCCUCAGAGUCUUCACUGAGAAGCAGUCGGAGACAGAGGAGCUGGAUGAUGAGAUUUCUGCUGACUUUGGAGAUGAGGACGAAAUAACGGAAGAUGACAUCGAUGACUCUUUUAGAUCCAUGUUUGCCCAACUAGCAGGAGAGGACAUGGAGAUUUCUAUCCGCGAGCUAAAGACCAUUCUCAACAGAGUCAUCUCUCGUCACAAAGACCUGAAGACGGAUGGAUUUAGCUCAGAAUCCUGUCGGACCAUGGUCAACCUAAUGGAUAAAGAUGGCAGCGCCCGCUUAGGACUCUUGGAGUUUCAGAUCCUCUGGAACAAGAUCAGGAAGUGGCUUGGCAUUUUCCGGGAGUUUGAUCUCGACAAAUCGGGGGCCAUGAGCUCAUAUGAGAUGCGUCUGGCUGUGGAGGGAGCAGGUUUUAAACUGAAUAAUCAGCUGAACCAGAUUCUGGUGGCCCGCUAUGCAGACAACGAGAUGGUUGACUUUGAUAACUUCAUCUGCUGCUUGGUCAAGCUGGAAGCAAUGUUUAAGUAUUUCCAGGAGUUGGACAAAGAUGGAUCAGGAGUUGUUGAGAUGAAUCUCACAGAGUGGCUUUACCUGACCAUGUGCGGCUGAAGAGUCCCAACUGUUCUGCAACAAGUGAAGUUACUGUGCCUGCAAGCUUGGAAGACCCCUCACCCUAACACAGUCCAGCCCGGCUACUCGUGUAUCAGAAGAGCUCCCAUGGUAGAGAAAAACCAAAGUCCGGUGAAGCCAUGUGGGACCCGGCCUUAUUUGAUAAACUAUGCAAAUUGUAGAGCAGAAAAAGCGUAUGUUGCUGUAAAAAAGAACAACAUGCUGCCUGUGCAUGGUUUGUCACAUCACACUACUAUCCAUUGCAAGUCACUUUAACUAUUUAAUCUGGAAUAUCAUUAAGUUUGAUGUGUCAGCGUGUAUUUUCAGUACAUUUUAAUUAUCAGUUGUUUUGGGCCUCUGCAAUUUUAAUUUUUUUAUAAACUGAGUGUCAAGUUGUUUUAUCCUUACGCCUCUAGAUGGCAGUAAAAACUAACUUUAAAUAUUGUUUUUACACUUUCUUUUUUAACAUUACACUCGGUUAAAGUUAAAGCAUAGUCUUUUACAAUUAUUUGCACAGGAAUUAUAGUUGAAAGAACUAAAGAUGCCUCACUUUAGAAACACGUGAAGGAAUUUACAGAAGUAUGUCAGUGACCUGAUGAAGAAUGCUUCCGUCGAGUGUCACUAACUGAAGUCAAAAUGUGCCAGUUAUGUGUUGGUUUUUUUGCGAAUGUAUAUUGUGCCUUCAAUAAAUGUUUUCCCUAAAAGGUUCACACUGUUUUGGUCACAGCAUGACCCACAUUGCAGCAGCUCAUUGCACAGAAGAAAAUAAAGGUCUCAUAUAU